Vidua chalybeata is the source of this 2230-nucleotide messenger RNA. It is a transcript of the gene HGH1, whose product is annotated as HGH1 homolog. NCBI's taxonomy places the organism in Eukaryota, Metazoa, Chordata, Aves, Passeriformes, Viduidae. The coding region runs from base 685 to 1791 and encodes 368 amino acids. The record is from RefSeq and is a predicted model, not a curated record. The transcript is spliced from 6 exons.
AUUUUAAGCUGGUUUCAGGGAUUUAUUUGGGGGAUUCGGUCCUGAUUUAGGGGAUUUCAAGAUGAUUUAAGGGAUUUAGGCCUGAACUAGGGGAUUCCAAGCUGAGGUAAGGGAUUUAGGCCUGGUUUAAGAGAUUCAGAGAGGCCCCAGCGCUGGUUUUGUGUUUCAGGCCUCACCUGGGCCCUGCCUGAGGGGCCGCGCCGCUCCUUUCCGUACAGCCGUCCUUCCCACAAUCCCUGUCUGCCAAAGCCCUUCCCCUUCCGGCACCACAGCCGCAUCCCAUUGGUUUACCUGUUUACCGCCCCGUGUUUCGCGGCGCUGAUUGGCUGCUCGGCCUAUCCAUCACGGUGGUUGCCAGGCGACGCCGCCAUUUUGCGUCCCGACCAUGGCGGCACAGGAGGGGAUGGCGGAGCCAGCGUUGCAGCCGGUACCGGUGGCGGCCGAAGCCCCGCGAGCGGACACGGCUUUGACCGUACCGGUCCAUGGCUCCGUGGCCUAAUUGGCCCCGCGUGUGGGAGCCCGUACGGCGCUUUUUCGUACAACCCUCCCUUCCCACCACCCCUUUCUCCCUCCCUUCCGACGGCGUGCCCGCACCCCAUUGGCUAAUCACCUCCACCUCCCUGUAUUCGCGGCGCUGAUUGGCCGCUCCACCCGGCCAUCUCGCCGUUGCCAAGCAACGCGGCCAUGGCGGCGGUUGCGAAGGAGGCCGCGGCCAUGGAGGAGGCCAACAACGAGGCGGCGGCGUCCGCGGCGCUGUCGGAGCUCACGGCGCUGCUCUCCCCGUCCUGCCCCGCCGCUCCCGAAGCGGCCGAGGCCGCUCUGGCGCUGUCGGGCAGCGCCUCGGGCCGGGCGCUGCUCGCGGCACACCCCGCGGCCUUGUCGGCCUUGUCCGCCCUGGCCGCCUCGGCCUCGCGUGGAUCCCGGCCCGCCUUGGCCGCGCUGGUGAACGCAUCCUCCGAGCCCGCCGCGCUGGAGCCGCUCCUCCCCGCCGUGCCGUGGCUCUCCGCGCUCCUGCCCGGCUCCGCGGCGGCCUGCGGCGUGUUGGCCAACCUGAGCCGCGAUGCCGCGGCCGCCGCGCGGGUGCUGCGGGCGCUGGGCCCCGCGGCGGAGGCGCUGCUGCGGGCGCUGAGCGCGGCGCGGCCGCCGGCGGAGCUGGGGCCGCUGCUCUGCAACCUGAGCCGGGCGGGCGAGGCGCGGAGCGCGCUGCUCGAGCCCUCGGGGCGGGUGCUGCGGCGGCUCCUGGCCCUGGUGCGGUGCCCGGACUCGGCCGUGAUGAGGAGAGGAGUGGUGGGAGCGCUCAGGAACUGCUGCUUCCAGCACGAGAACCACGAGCGGCUGCUGAGCGCCGAGGUGGACGCGCUGCCGUUCCUGCUGCUCCCGCUGGCCGGCCCCGAGGAGCUCCCCGAGGAGGAGAUGGAGCAACUCCCCGUGGAUCUGCAGUACCUCCCCCCGGAGCACCGGCGGGAAGAGGAGCCGGAGAUCCGCAAGAUGCUGCUGGAAACGUUGAUGCUGCUGGCGGCCACCAAGCCCGGCCGGCUCCACCUGAGAUCCCGAGGUUCCUACCUGGUUCUCCGUGAGCUCCACGCCUGGGAGAAGGACCCCGAGGUGCUCAGCACCUGCCAGAAGCUGAUCCAGGUGCUGAUCGGGGACGAGCCGGAGGCGGGCAUGGAGAACCUGCUGGAGGUGACAAUUCCCGAGGAGCUGGAGCGGCGCCUGAGGGACCUGGACAGGGAGGAGGAGGAGCAGCGGAGGAAGGAGCGGGAACACGAGGGGACGGGGACGGCCAGGUGACACCGGCGCGUCACCGGGAGGUCACCGGGAGGCCUCCAGGGGACAGUGGGGUGUCCUUGUGGUGACACAGUGCGGUGAUGUCCCCAAAAAAAACCACCGCGGUGACAACAGAGUGUCCUUGAGGAGCCACCGUGGUGACAAUGGGCUGGUCACGAGGGUCAUGGUGGUGACAAUGGGAUGAUGUCCCCAAAAAGCCACCAUGGUGACAGUGGGGUGGUCGUGAGGAUCAUGGUGGUGACAGUGGGAUGAUGUCCUCAAAAAGCCACCGUGGUGACAAUGGGAUGUCCCCAAGGAGCCACCGUGGUGACAACAAAGUGUCCUCAAGGAGCCAUCUUGGUGACAAUGGGCUGGUCCUGAGGAUCAUGGUGGUGACAGUGGGAUGAUGUCCUCAAAAAGCCACCGUGGUGACAACAAAGUGUCCUCAAGGAGCCAUCUUGGU